UCGAAGUUUCCAAGGCCGCGCGGCCUCGCCGUUCCCCCCCGGAUCCCCUACAUCACCAUGGACGCGGCGGCGCCUCGGCCCCUCCCACCGCGCCACUCUCAUCUUCGGGACCACCAGCAAGCACAGCCGCCUCGACCCCUGACAUGGUUCCAUCGACCGCGACCGCCGCGGCCGGCGCGGCGGCGGGGUGGCUGGUGUCGCCGCUGCUGCAGUGCCUGGGCGACCGGGCCAGGUCGUUCGCCGACGACCUCGCUCGCUACCUCCCGGGGGGAUCCGGGGACGCGCCCGCCGACCUCGCGCGCCUCUCUGGCGAGCUCCUCCGCCUCCAGAUGAACGCCGCCGACGUCGAGCGCGCUCGGCGCCGGCCCUCCGACCCCGCCCUCGUCGCCUGGCUCCACCGCCUUAGGGACGCGGCCCACGACGCCGACGACCUCCUCGACGACAUCCACUACGGCCGCCUCGCCGACUCCCUCGCCGCCCCACGCCAUAAGCUCCGCCGCAUCCUCGACUUCUCCCUCUCCCUCUGCCGCCGCCUAUUCCGCUCCGACGAGCCCCUCAGUCGGCUCCCCUCCGUCCUAGAGAAUCUCGUCGCCGCCUCCGCGGCGUACGCUGAGAUCGCCCACCUCGUCAAGCUGGACGCGGCCGCCUCUCCGCGGCUUGGUUACGAACCAGCCGUGAACUUUAGCUCUGCCGUCCCGGUCGACGACACUCUCUUUGGCCGGGGCCGCGAGCUCGCCGAACUGAUGGAAAGGUUAGUGGGGUGUAGUGACCCUGGCCCUGCUCAACUCGGGAACCAGGGUGUCCCGGUUGUUGCCAUUGUUGGCGAUGGUGGCAUUGGCAAGACGACGCUGGCGCAGAUGGCCUUCAAUCAUGUGAACAUCCAGGUUCACUUCGAUCUCCAGAUGUGGGUGCGCGUCUCGAGCUGUAUGAAUCUAAUGCAGCUUACUAGGGAGAUACUGCAGGCGGCUACAAAGGGGAAGGAGUCGAAGGACUAUCCUGGGUUAGUCAAUUUUGAUUCUCUGCAAGGCUUGCUGCGUUCUGCUGUUGAAGGGAAGAGGUUCUUGCUCAUCCUUGAUGAUGUUUGGGAUGAUAGUGGAAGGAAGAUUUGGCAGAACGUGGACCAGUGGAAGGAGCUACUAUCACCUCUGAAGAAUGGUCAGCAAGAUAGCAGAAUAGUUGUGACUACACGCAUGAAGAUGGUGGCUGACAUGCUAGGUGUAAGGAUCCCAAUGAUGCUGGCUGGAUUGUGUACUGAAGAGCAUUGGUUGUUGCUCAAGAAGCACGCAUUGGGUUGUGAGAAAAGUUGUGAAUAUCUGCAGUUGGAGGAGAUUGGGAGAAAGAUUGCUUUGAAGCUAGGAGGAUCCCCUCUUGCAGCUAAAGUUAUUGGCGGGAUGCUUAAUGGUGAUCGAACGGCAAGGUAUUGGAACAGUAUCUUGGAGACAGAUAUUCACAGUGACGUUGUCACCACACUUUUGUCUAGCUAUUACCAUCUGCCACCACACCUGCAGUGUUGCUUUGCAUAUUGCAGUAUAUUUCCGAAGAAUUGGAAGUUUGAGCCUAAGAAGCUUGUUAGGAUGUGGAUAUCACAAGGUUUCAUUCAGAUGGAAAAUGGCAGAAGCAUGGAGGAUUGUGGUAAAGAGUAUUUCAAACAACUUUUGUCAAGGUCAUUCUUUCAGAUGGUCAAGCAAGGAAACAAAAGGCUCUAUCUCAUGCAUGACUUGAUUCAUGACUUGGCACAAAUGGUUUCUGAUGGUGAUUGUGGGAGGGUCGAAGGUGACAUGUCCAAAAACAUACUGCCAACCAUCAGACACUUGUCAGUUUCAAGUAACUGUUUAGGAAAGAUAAAAGACCAAUAUAAUCUGAAGAGAUUAAGGACACUGAUUGUGUUUAGAGAUCCUUUGAUGCCCCCGAGUCCUAUCCCAGAUGGUUUUCUCGCUGAGAUAAAGAAUGUGCGCACAUUGGAUUUUACCGGAUGUGAUAUAUCCAAGUUACCUGAAGCAAUUGACGUACUAACUCAUCUACGCUACAUAGCACUUCCUGAUACUAUCAAGACCAUACCUGAAUCUGUGAGCAGAUUACUGCAUCUUCAGACUCUUGAUAUUCCGAAGAAGUGCCAGCUUGAUGGAUUUCCUGAGGGUAUGCACCAGUUGACCAGCUUGCGAUAUCUUGGCAUCGAAUCAAAAUACAUCUCAACAAUAAGAGGUAUUGGUAGUCUGGUUAACCUUCAAGGUUCUGUUGAGUUCCAUGUUAAAAAGGAAAAGGGUCGAACCUUAGAAGAGUUGAAGGAUAUGAAGGAUCUUCAUGGGCUUCUUAGCAUCAAGAAUCUGGAAAAUGUUCAAUGCAAAGAGGAAGCUUGUGAAGCUCAAUUGGCGAAUAAGCAACAUGUGAACAUUUUAAAAUUUGAAUGGAGUGUUGCCAAUUUAGAUUUUGGUCCCAACAUAGAUGCUGAAGUAUUGAACUGCUUACAACCUCAUCCCAAUCUGGAAGAACUUCACAUUGCAAGGUACAAAGGGGCAUCAUCGCCGAGGUGGUUGCAGCUGAAAAUGUUGUCCCACCUGAAAUGCCUGUAUCUAGCUAAUUGCAGAAGGUGGAAGUGGCUUCCUCCUCUGGGGCAGCUUCCAUCUCUGAGGGUGUUGCACCUGAAGGAAAUGAAUUCUGUUGCUGAAAUUGGCCCUUCGUUCUAUGGUGGCUUGAUGGCAUUUCAAUCUCUAAAGGAUCUUGAAUUUGAUGACAUGCCGAAUUUAGUUCGCUGGACAGGAGAAACUGGUAGCUCAUUUCUCCCUUCCCUGCAAAAGUUGAAGAUUUCAAACUGUCCAAAGUUGGAUGAAGUGCCCUUGCUUCCUUGUACAAUAAAAAGAGUGACGGUAGAACGAAGUAAAGUUUCACAUCUCAAGUUGUCCCCUCAUUGUUCAUCUAGAUCAAGCAAAUUCAUGUUGGAAAUUUCUUCCACGAGUAUUCUGAGUGAAGGGUUCUUAUUACAUCAGCAACACCUUGAAGCUACCGAGGUUCUAAACAUUAGGGGUUGUUGGGGAUCAGUGGCUGCCGAAAAAUUUAAGUUCCUAACAUCACUAAGAAAACUACGGUUGUGGCAGUGCGACAUGGAUGAUGCAAAUCUUAAUUUGUGUUUGCAACACUUAACUGUUCUCGCUUCCUUAGAGAUAAUUGACUGCAAGAAUAUCAAAUCAUUUGCCUUGCCAGUUGGUUCAAGGUAUUUUACAACACUUCAACACUUGUGCUUUGAGAAUUGCCUGAACCUUUCCUCCUUGGCUACCUUGGAAAGCUCCAUUUUCCUGAAAAGUUUGAUCAUUGAGAGGUGUCCAAUGGUCACAGCAGUGUCCCUACCUUCUGAGAUGGAGAGAAUGACAUCUCUUAAUAAACUGAGUAUAUCACACUGCCCAGGGUUUCAGUCAUUGCCGAGCAGUAUCCCACCAUCCCUGGAAUUCCUUCAUUUGGUUGAGUGCGACUCGAGGUUGACUGAAGGGUUACUUGAGAGGCAAGGUCCAGAGUGGGAGAAGAUUGCCUUUAUCUCCCAAAUCACAGUAUAUUGAUUGUAUGGCUUGUGCUAGUUGUUGCACGGUUUGUGUGUGGUUAUGGAGCCAAUAUCUGGAUUUCAUACAUGAAGCUAACACUCUACGUACACCUGAAAGCAUACCUACAAAUAGAAUUGGAAUGUCUUGAUGAGAUUCUUGGGAACUCCAAAGCUUUGUGAAGAAGCAACCACUAUCUACUGGCCAAUGCAAAUGCGGUUGAUCAUUCGAAGGCAUGGCCUACUUAUGUACCGCAAGCUAAAUCCGCUGGAACUUAUGGAGUAGAAGCUCUUGUGGUCAUAGUUUAAAAACCUAAUUUGAAUGCAUUGCCUGCCAACAUAUGGAGUCUCCAUCUGUCACUUCACUUACCCAUGAAGUUGCUUUGCUUUGGCAUUUCAGUUAAUCUCUAAGAUGUAUGACUCUCGGAAGGUAUAAUCCCAGAAAGGUGAAGAUCAAGUGUUAAUGCAAGUGUUUCAAGAGAGAGCAUACCACAGGUUUUGUGAGACACUAACUAGUUACUGCAAUGUAAAUGCUGCCAUAUCAACAGGAUAAAUAGAUUAUCGCUCCCUGUAAAUUGUGUAGUUGUUUCCGAUAGUAAACAUCAACACCAUUCAUAUAAAUGUUUGAAAUUGAAAUAAUGUGUAUGUUCUACAUAAAUUGCUGGCAUACUACAAGUUGUACUGAAAUCCUUGUUUCCUCAUUAUCGUGUGCCAUAUUGUAGGAGUUGCCAUUCUUUACUUGACAUGAGACGUUUUUGUAAUGUGGGCAUCCUUCGCCAAAAUAUUUGUCCAUUUCGGGACCAUAAGGUGUGAUUCAACUCCAUUGGGGAGUGAAAUAGGGGAAUCACGGGGAAAGAAUCAGGGGUAUCUUUUUGUUUUGUGGGAAAGAAUUAGGGGUAUCUGGUUGCCAUAUAAAUCAAGUUUGUACUUAAUUGUACCUUUUCUGUUCCAAACUAGAUGCCAUUUUGGCUUUUCAUGGUCAGUGCUAAUUUUACUGUUAGUUUUAUAUGAAUACGGUGUGUAAAGGAGUCGGGAAAUAUUAUGAAACCUAUGCACGACAAACCUAAUGAGUACAAUUUCAACAUAACCAACUAAAAUUGUGUUACUAAUUAUUACUUUUCAAAGAUAGAGAAGUUUGACUGCACACCUAAAGCAUCAUCCAUUUUGGAAUGGAGCUAGUAGCAACUAAAAGUGUUUGUGAAUACGCCGUUCUGUCUGUGUUAACAAGGAUGAUCAUUGUACCCGACGUACAGAACUAGACAGAUAUGAUGCAUUGAGCAUCAGAACUUUUGUUUUACCUCUCCUUAUUGUCCUAUUCGGAUUCGGAAAUUUCCUUGAAGCUGACAGAAACUUGCCCUACACUCCAUAGAAUUAUUCCUUCAAAAUGAGAAUAUGCUGUCCAGAUAAGCCAUUGUGGUUUGGAGUUAUUCUUUGUUUCCUAGUGACCUAAGAGAAACUUAACUCCAUCUUUAAAACAAUAAUCUACCAUCAACAGAAGGCAUUGCGCAUCUGCGCAGACAAUAAACCACAGAACACAGACCAUCUGGGGGAUUCUAAGUACAGGUGGAGCUAACAUGUGCAUGAAUGUUGUUAAUUAAUGCACUAAAGGAAAUAAAGGACAUCUGAGCUCAUGGAUCUGGCAACUGUACCUCGACCUGCAAGUGAGAAGGUACACCUGGCAGUGGGGGAUGAUGCUAAGCAGUGUUGGCUUGCUCUCCGAUGGGCUUUGCACUUCAUCCCACCACAGAUGUUGUUAGUUCUUGUCCACAUCCACAGGCCAAGUA
Triticum dicoccoides is the source of this 5310-nucleotide messenger RNA. Its product is annotated as disease resistance protein RGA2-like. Lineage: Eukaryota; Viridiplantae; Streptophyta; Magnoliopsida; Poales; Poaceae. Gene Ontology annotation, molecular function: ADP binding. The transcript is spliced from 2 exons. The record is from RefSeq and is a predicted model, not a curated record. Bases 144 to 3548 code for a protein of 1134 amino acids.